AUGACACCUAUUCUCACAGGAGCUUGCAACCCUGCUUCUCCCUCCUUUCUUCACAGAGCACCCAACACAGGCAGAACAGCACUGCCGGUAGAGCAUCCAGGGCAGCAUCCUGUAUCUCUGCAGAGCCCCAUACUUUGGAGCAUCAAGCUAAAAAAUACAUAUAAGGGUAAGGAUAGAACAAGAUUUAUUAUUAAAACCCUCCACUCACCUACCUACCUAUUUAUUUUAGAUGAAGACUGCAUUCUGGAGAUUGCUUUUUUACUGGACAGCUCCGAAAGUGCUAAGCAUUAUAAUCAUGAACAACAAAAAAAAUUUGUAUUGGAAGUGGUAGACCGAAUGAAAGAUCUGCAGCUUAGUUCUGGACGGACCCUUAGCUGGAGGAUGGCCUUACUCCAGUACAGCAGCACUGUUUCCAUAGAGCAAACUUUCCGUGACUGGAAAGGUCCUGAAGCAUUCAAAUCCCACAUCGUUCCUAUCACCUACAUAGGUCAUGGUACUUACACAACUUACGCUAUCACCAACCUUACACAACUCUACAUGACUGAAGGGACUCCAGGUAGUGUGAAACUAGCUGUACUCUUCACCGAUGGAGUCGACCAUCCAAGAAACCCAGAUAUUUUUGCAGCUACAGCUGAUGCUAAACACCAAGGUAUUGUAUUGUUCACAAUGGGAAUGACCAGAGUGGCUGAGGAGGUUAGCAACGCUGCCAAGCUCCGGCUCCUGGCCAGUGUCCCAGCAUCCAGAUUUGUUUCCAACCUCCAGAAGAAGGGAACUGUGGAGAAGGUUCUCACAGAAAUGAAAGAUCUGUCUGAGGAAGAAUGUCCCCAGGCUGCCAUAUGUAAAUGUGAGAAGGGGGAGAGGGGUCUUCCCGGCCCUGCUGGCAAAAAGGGUCGCACUGGGGAUGAUGGAACUCCAGGCCUGAAAGGAGCAAAGGGGGAACCAGGUCUUAAUGGAAUCCCAGGACAAGAUGGAAUAGAGGGAAAAUCUGGGUAUAAAGGAGAGAAGGGUGAAAGAGGUGAAUGUGGAAUCCCAGGGAUAAAAGGAGACAGAGGUCCUGAAGGUCCAGUCGGCCCCAGAGGUACAAGAGGGCCGCAGGGUCCACAAGGACAAUCUGGAGAUCAGGGGCCUGAAGGCCUGCAAGGAUCAAAGGGUGAAAGAGGUCUCCCUGGGCCACCUGGCUUGCCUGGAGAGACUGGAAUAGGACUGCCAGGCCCAAAGGGUGACACUGGUUUGACAGGAAGACCAGGCCCAGUCGGCCCACCUGGAGUUGGUGAGCCAGGAGUUCUGGGGCCUCAAGGACCACAAGGUGUUCAAGGAGAACGAGGUUCACCAGGAGAAGGGCUUCCAGGAGCAAAGGGAGACCGUGGUUUUGAUGGACCAAAAGGCCCUCGCGGACCUCCAGGCAUCAGCAUAAAAGGUGAAAAGGGUGAAUUUGGUCCACCUGGUUUACCUGGACCAAUAGGAUUACCUGGAAUUGGAAUUCAAGGAGAGAAGGGAGUGGAAGGCCCCAAGGGACCACCGGGCUCCAGAGGGCUACCAGGACAGGGACUACCUGGACCGAAGGGUGAACAAGGCUUGCCAGGAGAGACUGGAGUGCCAGGAGAAAGAGGUAUUGGAGAACCUGGUUCUAAGGGUGAGCCAGGCCUUUCAGGACUGGCAGGUCUGCCUGGCCUUCCAGGAGAAGACGGAGCCCCUGGACAAAAGGGUGAACCAGGAUUACCUGGUCUUAGAGGUCCCGAAGGUGCUCCAGGGGUUGGAAUACAGGGGGAGAAGGGAGAUCAAGGUCAGAGAGGAAUACGUGGAUUAACAGGACCAACAGGAGUGCCUGGGCCUGCAGGAGCUAAAGGAGAGCCAGGUGUGCCUGGACGUCUUGGAAUGCCAGGCCCUCCUGGAAGAGCUGUGCCUGGACCAAAGGGUGACACUGGGCUACCUGGUCUUGCUGGACCAAUUGGAGAACCAGGUUUUGGGCUUCCUGGGGCAAAGGGUGACCGAGGCCUUCCAGGACUUCCUGGGCCCUAUGGGCCAAAAGGAGAUGGUUACCCUGGUCCACCUGGCUUGCCAGGCCUUCCUGGGAUUCCCGGUGAGCAAGGCCCUGAUGGAGUCGGACUACCAGGACCUAAGGGUGAUCUUGGUAGUAGAGGACCAAUUGGUCUCCCAGGUCCCCCAGGAGAAGGUCUGCCAGGACCAAAAGGAGCUGCAGGACGCCCAGGGCUGCCUGGCCCUUUGGGACCUCCUGGUGAAGGCAUUCAAGGAAUUAAGGGGGAACCAGGAAUUCAAGGAAUGCCAGGACCACGAGGCCCCCCUGGAGAAGGGCUUUUGGGACAGAAGGGAGAUCGAGGAGCAACAGGUGAAAAAGGGAAAAAAGGAGAAAAGGGAAAUGUGGGUGAUCCUGGUUUAUCUGGAGAACCUGGCAAAACUGGACCAAAGGGAGAGCAAGGCCUAACAAGAGAAGAUAUAAUUAAAUUAAUUAAAGAGAUAUGUGGUUGUGGCAUUAAAUGUAAGGAAAUUCCCAUGGAGCUUGUAUUUGUGAUUGACAGCUCUGAGAGUGUGGGACCAGAGAAUUUUGAGAUUAUCAAGGACUUCGUAACUGCCUUAGUAGACAGAGUAACUGUAGGCAGAAAUGCCACCAGAAUUGGCCUUGUACUGUACAGUUUAGAAGUUCAGCUAGAAUUUGGUCUCAACAAGCAUACAACUCAACAGGAUGUUAAACAAGCAAUUAGAAAAAUGCAGUACAUGGGAGAAGGCACUUACACAGGAACUGCUAUCCGUAAAGCAACUCAGGAAGGAUUUUUAGGUGCUCGAACAGGAGUGCGAAAAGUAGCUAUUGUGCUCACAGAUGGCCAAGCAGACAAGAGAGAAGCGGUGAAACUAGACAUUGUCGUUCGAGAGGCUCAUGCAGCAAACAUCGAAAUGUAUGCAAUAGGAAUCGUAAAUACUUCCGAUCCAACACAAGCUGAGUUUGUGCACGAACUAAACCUGAUUGCUUCAGAUCCAGACAGAGAACAUAUGUAUCUCAUCGAUGACUUUAAUACCCUCCCAGCUCUGGAGUCCAAAUUAGUCAACCAGUUUUGUGAAGAUGAACACGGUACCUUAAUUUACAAUCGUAAUGGAAAUGGUGCAAGCGUAAGUGGACUGUCUUUCCAUUCAGUACCUUCAAGUUCUUCGUAUUACAUGCUUCAGAACAACAAUAUUAAUGGACAAGCACUUUCAGCACAGACACCUGGGGUAUCUACAGUAGAAAGUCCUCUGGGUCUUGGUGAUCUUCCUCAGCCAUCAGUUCUGACCAGCUUACCUACUGUGGGAGUUAACGAAGCCUACGAAGAUAAACUAGAGGAAAAGGAACAGUCACCCAUGGUAACAGUGGACGCUAGAGCUGUGACAUCAUCAUUGCCACCAUCAUCUUCAGACAAAGUGCUGACAUCAUCUCUUUCAACUGCAAGGCUCACACCAAGGCCAGAGAGUGUUCUGGACCUCCGAUGCAAGUUAAGGCUGGAUCAAGGGCCAUGCCGUGUUUAUAUCAUAAAAUGGUAUUAUGAUAAACAAGCCAAUGCAUGUGCUCAGUUUUGGUAUGGUGGCUGUGAUGGGAAUGCAAAUCGUUUCGAGAGUGAAGAGGAAUGUAGAGAGGCUUGUGUAUUUUUUUCUGGAGGUAAGAAUUUGUAUCCAUCUCUAUAUUAAUAACUAGCAAGUUGAAGCUCUUGCUUGUUUGAGUUAGUUAAGAAGUAUCAAGUAUGGUAUGUAAAACUAAACCCACUAAUUUUAAGAACGUUAACGUUGUGAAGUCAUAUAUUCACUAAUUAAAAAAAAAUCUACCUAUGCAAGCAUACUUUAAUUCCUUUUGCACAUAUUUUAUGAUUUAGUCCUUAUGUAACAAAGCAGCACAUUUCCAGCAGUAUCAGGAAUACAUAAUUUCCUUCUUACUAAGAUCAAGACCAGUAUAGCACUUGUAGCAAUCACCCCUCUUUCUAAAUAAUACUGUUAUACAAUCACUAACUAUACUUCAUUUUAAAUUAUACAUAUGGCUUUGGAAAGCAGUCCUUAGUCAUUAACAAUCACGUUUCCUCUCUCUUACAGAAACCUGAUAGUUGGCAUGGAUUCCGCAAUGAAGUCUUCAUUUGCUUUAAGGAAGAGUGUUCCCACAAAUCCUAUUUUCAUAUUCCAAGCACAGAAUAUCAAUUUCCAAAUUACACGCAACUACUACUCAGGGGCUACCAGAUAAACACAGCAAACGCAACAACUUGUUCCCUACAUGCUGUCCAGGUCACAAGACAGGGAGGUAGCUGAGCUACUCACCUCUCCCAACCACAUCCUUGUUAGAUUUAGACCUUUUAUCUAUAAGCUCUCCUCUGUUUCCAACAACUAGCAAGGUACAUGAUAAAUGAAACUAAAACACUCCCACAAAUUUGUAUAAGUAACUACACCGGUAGCUGACAUCAACAAGUUAUGUUAGUUCCUGCCUAAAAUGGUUCUUGUCAUAUGUUUCUCUUCAAAAAGCCCUGACUUUUAAAUGCAUUUUAGUAUUUUGCUGUUUCUUAAAAACUCUUUCAACUUAUGUUCAAAACAUCAAACUCAGUAGAGUUUAUUCUUUGUUGCCUGUCACUGCCAUACACCUUUUUACAUUUGUGCUUGCAUUUAUUUGAUAUGUCUCUCAUUACUUGAAUUAUAUACUUAAAAGCUUGUUUCUAAUAAACUGUAUCUGGUUUUACUGCUAGAAUAGAGAGCAGAUAAACAAUGCCUUUACAGAACUAAAAACUGAUCUCACUGCUGAGUUACAGCUAGAUGUGUUCCUGAUUCUACAACUGGAUUUCAACCACAGUCUUGUUAAGGAAUUGCCACAGAUUAGGCACUCCUGCAUAUGAGGCCAGAAUGUUUGCCUUUUGUUUUCUUUUCCUGAACAAACAGAAAUUGGAAAUUUGAAUUAAGCCUCAAGAAUUUCAUUACAACUAGUUUCUCAACAACUUCCAUACAAAUUUUAAGGCACAUCCAAGAAAUGACUAAAUUUUAAACUGAGGCCUCUCCACAACUCCUCUAUCCCAUCCUGGUCUCUCUGUCUCCCCAUCACCUUCAAGGCUGUUGCAGCAGCCACGACCAGGCAGCUGGGACAGUACAGGCUGUCACUGUUUUCAUUUCAUGGAGCUUGUAAUGGCUUCCAGGCUGGUCACAAGGGACUCCUUGCAAAUUCAAGAGUCCGCUCCAGUAAAAAAAUUGUCAGUGGAGAAGUUUCUUUCUGUAAAUCAUACUUUCACAGAAUCACAGAAUGGCUG
Messenger RNA from Numida meleagris (helmeted guineafowl), 5261 nucleotides. RefSeq names its product collagen alpha-1(XXVIII) chain-like. The coding region runs from base 1 to 3675 and encodes 1224 amino acids. The transcript is spliced from 35 exons. Gene Ontology annotation, molecular function: serine-type endopeptidase inhibitor activity. NCBI's taxonomy places the organism in Eukaryota, Metazoa, Chordata, Aves, Galliformes, Numididae. The record is from RefSeq and is a predicted model, not a curated record.